AUGGGGCAAAGGUUGUCACAAGAUACAGAUUCAGAGUCGACAAUUGAAGAACCAAAUCAUGCACAACCACAGAUAAAGAACACUGAUCAUGCCAAAGAAAUUCAAACGGUGUCACUGCCUCAUAAUUGUGACAACAUUUUGAAAGAUGCCGAUACACCUGUAGAUAAAUCCUUGACAAAUAACCUAUAUGAUCAACUUCGUGCUGGUGUAUUCUUGAACCAAAAGAGGAAGAAGUACUGGGUUGAAAGGGAGUCAAAUAUCAACUGCUUCAUGUUGUUUGCACAAGACCUCUUAAUUACCUGGUCAGACGACAAACGGUACUGGCAUUGGUCCAUGCUAAAAGAAUCAAGUGAUGAAUGCUUUGCUGUUGCUGAACUGCUAAACGUUUGCUGGCUAGAUGUUCAUGGAAAAUUCGAUACAGCUAACCUUUCACCGGGAAUAAUGUAUGAAGUCGUAUUUGUCGUGAUGCUGAAAGAUCCUGCAUAUGGCUGGGAAGUUCCUGUGAAUGUUAGACUCACUCUACCUGAUGGAAGCACACAACAACAAAAAGUAAAAUUGAUGGAAAAGCCAAGAGGACAGUGGAUAGAAAUCCCAGCAGGAGAACUGAAAACAUCAUCUCAUCAGAACGUAGGAGAAAUGGAAAUUUCACUGUAUGAGUACGAGGGUGGCAAAUGGAAGAGAGGGCUAAUGGUAAAAGGUGUUGUCAUCCGGCCAAAACCCUGA
Messenger RNA from Fraxinus pennsylvanica, 723 nucleotides. Lineage: Eukaryota; Viridiplantae; Streptophyta; Magnoliopsida; Lamiales; Oleaceae. The record is from the annotation of a GenBank genome assembly.